Messenger RNA from Thunnus maccoyii (southern bluefin tuna), 1492 nucleotides. Its product is annotated as receptor-type tyrosine-protein phosphatase C-like. Lineage: Eukaryota; Metazoa; Chordata; Actinopteri; Scombriformes; Scombridae. The record is from RefSeq and is a predicted model, not a curated record. The transcript has 5 exons. Gene Ontology annotation, molecular function: protein binding. The coding region runs from base 136 to 600 and encodes 154 amino acids.
GAAAACUAAACUGUUACAUCUACAGUUAACAAACAGAAACCAGGAAGAGCAUGUAAUUUUUCUGGACUGAAACCAUACACCGAUUACACCUGUGAAGUCCAACCCAUCUACAACAACAAGAAUGUUGCCAAACCAAUGUUAGUUACAAAUAAAACUGAGCCUGGAGUACCAGACGAUAUUGUCAAGUUGUCGAUAAGUGUUCCAGAGCAUAAUGUGAUUAAAGUUACCUGUCCUCAUGUGAACAAUUUCCGUGGACCUGAGAAACUAUACAAUGCAACUCUUAGUUAUGAUGAUGUGAUUCAGAAGAUGGAGUCACAAGACCAAUGUAACUUUACAUUCAAAGAUCUAAGCUACUUAACGACCUACAAAGUGAAGGUGGUUGCUUUCAACGGAUACCUCUCCAGUAAAACCAAGACAGAACGUGUUCGCACUCUCUACAAUGACAAAGCUCUCAUUGGCUUUCUGGUCUUCCUCAUCAUCCUCACAUCUGUGGCUGUGCUUUGGGUCGUCUACAAAAUCUACAUGAUGAAGCGCAGAAAUUCCCAAAAGAAGAUGAACGCAGGCCUGACGGAGCUGCCUACCAAAUCAUCAUCUUACUGAGUUCUUCAGUAAGUUCAAUAGUUGGCAUUUUAACCUGUGAACAAUGGCACUCAGUGCACUUAGAAUUGAUAUUGACUUGCUUAACUCUGUUCUAUUUGCUUAAACUGAUUGUGUUUUUGUUAAAUUUGUCUUUGUUAAAUUAUACAGAUAUUUUUUUAUUGUUUUAAUGUGCAUUUUGCAACAACUGGAACAGUCCUAUUCUCAUUGACAUUUUAAUCCCAUCAAAUUUGGACAAGCUAAGACUAAUAAAAUCAUAUUACAUGAAGUAUUAUAUCCUGACCAUACAUAGGCAUCUGUGAUCAUCUCUUUGAUCAUUAAUGUCUUGUAACAGCUUCAAUGUGCUAUGCUAAAGUCAAAACUGGAUCAAGCAUUUGCUUUUUUGUUCUUAGUAAAAAAAGUGAAAGUAAGACCUGGUAGCUUACUGGUUAAGACACUUGCUAGAUAACCACAACAUCUGUGGUUUGAUUCUGGCAGCAGCUUGAUGCAUGUCACCUCCCCAUCUUUCUCCCCCUCGUUUCCUGUCUGCUCUAAACUGUUGCUAUAAUAAAGGCUUAAAAAUGCCCUCUAAAAUAUUUUUAAAAAAGAAAUGUGACAGAAAAAUGGAAGUUAUAUAGGGAUACUUACCAGUAAGCUGCUACAAUUUGCCAGUUUUCCAUUAAGUGCCAAAGUGAAACAUCCCACCUUUGCUGAAAUGCAAGUAGUGUUAAACUUGUUUAACACUGGUAUUUACAACUUUGCAAAGAGGCACAGCCUGGCUUUCGAAAGUGGCUUGUUCUUUACAAAAGACACAACUGGUCUGAAGCUGCAGGUCUGAAACUGCUGCGGUGUCUCUUGUGUGUUUCUUGUGCCUCACACAAAUGUUACCACAUGUGUGUUCUUUUGUAUUAUUGUA